This is a messenger RNA of Hibiscus syriacus, 1029 nucleotides long. RefSeq names its product cryptochrome-2-like. Lineage: Eukaryota; Viridiplantae; Streptophyta; Magnoliopsida; Malvales; Malvaceae. The record is from RefSeq and is a predicted model, not a curated record. Gene Ontology annotation, cellular component: cytoplasm; nucleus. Gene Ontology annotation, biological process: circadian regulation of gene expression; entrainment of circadian clock by photoperiod. Gene Ontology annotation, molecular function: FAD binding; DNA binding. The transcript has 3 exons. The coding region runs from base 317 to 919 and encodes 200 amino acids.
UUUAAGGAUUUGCUGAGGUUGUUUGCUUGUCUAUUCUACUGGUUUUUUAAUGGAGAUCUUCAUCAAAGGUAUUGGCUUUGGGGAUAUUUUGUAAGCUUCUGAUGCUUUUGAUUGGUAGAAUUGGGGGGAUCAUUGAGACAUAUAGGGCAAGGAUCAAUUGAGACAGGUACUUUUGAUUGCUUAGAAAAUCUGGGUUUUGUUUCAAAUUCGAGUUGUUUUGUGUAGCAUAAAUCUGUGGUACUUAGAACUUGGUUGAUGUUCAUGUUUAUGAAUCUGAACACAUCGGUCUCAUUGGGAAGAUCUUGUUAGUUUCAACAUGAGUAUUAGUACCAGCAGCAAUAAGACAAUAGUUCGGUUUAGUAGAGACCUUAGGAUUGAAGAUAAUCCUGCUUUGGCCGCCGCCGCGGUCUAUAUAUGGUGUUCCGAUGAGGAAGAGCAGUUCUAUCGCCGUCGAGUAUCGCAAUGGUGGCUGAAGCAGUCUCUUUCUCAUUUGGAGCAGACUUUGAAGUCUCUUGGUUCGGAACCUGUGCUGAUCAGGACAUAUAGUACUCUUUCAGCUCUUUUGGAGUGCAUUGGCGCUACCUGUGCGACUAAAGUCGUGUUCAACCAUCUUUAUGAUCCGGUUUCGUUAGUUCGAGAUCAUAACGUCAAAGAGAAACUGGCAGAAGUUGGCAUUUCUGUGCAAAGCUAUAAUGCAGAUCUGUUAUAUGAACCAUGGGAGAUAUAUGAUGAGACGGGGCGAGCUUUUACGACGUUCGACGUGUAUUGGGACAAGUGCUUGAACAUGCAAAUGGAACCCAUUCCACUUCUUCCCCCAUGGAGAUUGCUGCCUGUUGCGGUGAAAGGAACCGUAGGAAGAUGCUUGAUCGAAGAUUUGGCCUCGAAAACGAAACAAAACAAGCUAGAAAUUCAUUGUUAGGAAGAGCAUGGUCUCUAGGUUGGGGCAAUGCCGAUAAGGCUCUAUCUGAGUUUGUUGAACGGAAUCUAUUCGACUAUUUGAAAAGUAGGCUUAAGGUCGGGGCAACUCCA